Molecule: messenger RNA, 2556 nt
Organism: Clupea harengus (Atlantic herring)
Lineage: Eukaryota; Metazoa; Chordata; Actinopteri; Clupeiformes; Clupeidae
Gene: mxg
Product: myxovirus (influenza virus) resistance G
Biological process (GO): synaptic vesicle budding from presynaptic endocytic zone membrane; receptor internalization; defense response to virus
Cellular component (GO): plasma membrane; nucleus; microtubule
Molecular function (GO): GTPase activity; GTP binding; microtubule binding
Source: RefSeq, a predicted model, not a curated record
ACUUCUUGUUUGGCUCUGGCAGGGAUUAUAUAACAGAGAAUACUGACAGAACAGUAUGAGCUGAGUAAAACAUCACAGUGAAUCAACCCUGGAAAUUCCAAGAAUUUCUUUCGGUUUCAUUAUUACACACUGGGCUAUAUAUGAGCAGGGAAAACUGACUGUCCACACUGAUUGUUCACAGAGCUGAGAGAAGUUGGAACAAUGGACCAGUGGAGUGAUGAAGAAAUCCUUUCUUAUGCUGAAGAGAAGCCAGGGAAAGCUAAAGAAAUGGAGGGAGUCUUUCAUAGCCAUUUGAGUGAGCGGGUUCGACCCUAUCUAGACCUCAUCGACUCACUGCGUCUGAUGGGCAUUGAUGAGGAUCUGGCCCUGCCGGCAAUCGCUGUGAUCGGAGACCAGAGCUCAGGGAAGAGCUCCGUGUUGGAGGCGCUGUCUGGAGUGGGACUGCCCAGAGGCAGCGGCAUUGUGACUCGAUGCCCACUGAUGCUGAAGUUGAGGAAGCUGAAGGGAGGGUUACAGUGGAAGGGCAUUAUCUCCUACAAAGACAAGACUACUGAGUUCACUGACCCCUCUCAGGUUGAGGAAUAUGUCAAUGCUGCCCAGAAUGACUUGGCUGGAGAGGGUGUCAGGAUCUGUGACGAACUGAUCACUCUGGAGAUCAUGUCUCCUGAUGUUUGUGACCUCACUCUGAUUGAUCUGCCCGGCAUUGCCCGUGUCCCUGUUAAAGGGCAACCGGAGGAUAUUGGGGACCAGAUCAAAAGGCUCAUUCUCAGCUAUAUUGAGAAGAGUGAAACGAUCAACUUGGUGGUGGUCCCAUGUAAUGUUGACAUAGCAACAACUGAAGCGCUCAGAAUGGCCCAGGAAGUGGAUCCAGAAGGGAAAAGGACUCUGGCUAUUCUGACUAAGCCAGACCUCGUAGAUCAUGGCACAGAAAAGAACAUUUUGGAGAUUGUUCACAAUGAAGUCAUUCCAUUGAGAAAAGGCUACAUAGUUGUGAAAUGUCGGGGUCAGCAGCAAAUUCAGGAGAGGGUACCUCUAGCUGAGGCCACCAAGAUGGAGAGAGAUUUCUUCAGACAAAACAAGUACUUCAGCUGUCUUCUUAAUGAAGAAAAGGCCACAACCCAAGUCCUUGCCACUAAACUGACCCAGGACCUGGUGGGCCACAUCAAAAACUCUCUGCCAACACUGUCAGAGCAGAUUAAAAAGGAGCUCUGGGAGUCAAGGAAACACUUGAGUGAAUGUGUAGGGGGUCCUCCCAUAGAUCCCCAUAUAAGGAAAACCUUUCUCAUUGAUACCUUAACCCAGUUCAAUGACAAGAUCAACCGAUUGGCAGCUGGUGAAGUUGUCAAUGAUGAAAACCUAUUUGUGCUACUGCGGAUUCAUUUUCAGGAGUGGAAAGAUGAACUUGAGAACAGUCAAAAAACAUACUCUCAAGUGGUACAAGAUGUGGUGAAAGAGUAUGACCAGAAGCACAGAGGAAGAGAGCUCCCUGGUUUCAGCGACUAUAAAGUGUUUGAAAUGGUCGUCCAGAAACUGGUGAUGAUACUAGUGGGCCCUGCGCUAGACACUUUGAAAGUCAUCAGAGAAACAGUUGAGAAGCAGUUCAGUGAUGUCUCAAAAACCAUCUUCUCAAACUAUCCUUUCCUCCAGUGUGUCACAAUGAACAAGAUAGACAAAAUCAUGUCAUAUCCUGUGUCCUCUCAGAACAAGAUAGACAAAAUCCAGUCGAGACAGGAGGCCAAAGUGGAGGAAAGAAUCCGGGAGCAGUUUGAGAUGGAGCAGCUGGUCUUCACCCAGGACAGCAUCUACUUCAAGACCCUGAAGAAGGCCACCGCCCCUGUGGAGGGAGACGCCUCUACUGUGAACUGCGCUGAAUUUGACAGCAGGAGCAAAUACCCUGAGAUGCUUCAGGCCUACUAUGAGAUAGUGAUUCAGCGCCUGGCAGACCAGAUCCCCAUGCUGAUCCAGUUCUUCUUACUGAAGGAGUCAGCGCGGGUGCUGAGCAGUGAGAUGCUGGGCCUCAUGGAAGGGGUGGACGUGGACAAGGCCCUGUGCGAGGGUUCGGACUGCAGCCGCCGCCGCAACGACCUGCAAAGCCGCAUCGAGCGCCUCAGCCUCGCCCAGGAGAAACUCAGCCAUUUCCUCUGAAGAGUCGAGCCAUGGACACGUGACUGUUAUAGUAGUGAUGCAGCUCAUGUUAGCAAAAUGUCUGUGCAAUCAAAUACUUUUGUAAGGUAACAAAAUGUGUUCAUACUUUCUUAUGGCCACGGAUCAUACAUGCCCUUAGCCUACAUGAGUAUUUGCGUUUGGGUCAUUAACUGUGAUGGAACCAAACAUUGCUGUUUUCCUGUUGUCCUGUUCCUGCCCUGCUGUUGCUUUUUUCAUUCAAACUUAAAAUGUUACAGUCAAAUAUAUUCAGUCAGUGCUUCAUUGUAUCAGCUGAGAAAGUUGCAAAAUUCCCUGUCCCUAAAAGACUGUGAGAGGGUGGUCCAUGCUUUCAUAUAAUCCUGACUCAACUGUUUUCAAUGCACUGUACUUGUGAUAAAAACUUUCAGGCAA